GGUCAGUGUUUGUGAUAGCGGUAACCCUGUUGAAUAAACUCUUUCAAAAGCACUUUAUCAAUCAAGAAAGAUAUCGAUGUAAACUUAAAACAAACCGCGGGUUCAAAAAUGAUAUAUAAAAUGAAGCGACUAAAGUAAACAUUUAAACAUUGUAUACUAAAACCGACGGCUAUGGUAUGCAACAGUAUCCUAUUUUGCUCUAAAAUUCGUUAAAAAGUUAGAAACCAUAUUCGAAUAGCAAACAUCGCUUCUCCGUUUUCGACAUAUCCAUUAUAACUGCUGAGGACAAUCAUUCACCUUAAACGGACCAAUGAGCAAAGUGUAUUGAUCGUAAGCACCGCCUACUUUCACAUUUCAAUUAACAUAGUGUAGACAGUCGCACGUUGUGUGUAUGAUUGAAUGAAAUACACAAUUUUGCAAUUUCCUUUGUUUUCUGCUACAAAUUGGAUCUGAACAAAGUACAGCUUUUAAGCGGAGAAUAGAGAGUACAUGAUUGUUUCCAUUGGCAACAGAACACAAACAAAAAGAGAAAUUGAAAUAGUGUUCACCAUAUUGAUCCUGCAGAAAAAACGUUUCAGCAAAAACAGUCGGGAUUUCUUUUUGAAUCGGAAUAAUUGCAAUAGCUUGAAAUUAACAAAGGACGUUGUGUCGAAUUAAGAUCUGUGAUGCGUACAGCUGUGGUCGCUCUUGGUGUUCCCUUCCCACAUGAAGAGUGAGGAAUCUAGAGUGAUAUUUGAAGGAAAUGUUUUUUGUCGAUAUACGUACUGGAAAAUGAUACGUCUGGUGGCAUUUAAAGAUAUUUAUGAGUGAAAAACCUCAUGUAAGUGAUAUUAUAUAUGGGUGUUUUUUUUUCACAAAAAGAGGUAUCAGGUGUAAUAUAGCUUUCCAUGUUGGAUGAACAUUCAAUGAUAAUAAUUGAAAAUAAUAGGAAUUAUACUCAGUAAAAAACAGUGAACAGAAUUUCUGAAAUGUUUAUCAUUUAGAGAAAUACAGAAUUGGUGAUCAUUUUAGGAUAAUUGAAGCAUUGGGAAAUGGGAUUGUGGAUUUGUUGAUUCCCUCAUCAUGAUAAAUAAGUAUCAAAUUAUGAAAGAAACAUCGUAAACUGCGAUAGCGAGAAGUCUAAAUGGAGUAAAUGCUGAUGUAUUAAAAGUUUGUUUGACAUUUUAAUUAUAAAAGUUUUCACUCGAUCAACAGUGUGUGAGAAGGGUGGGAAGAAAACGGAGAUUUUAAAGAUAUUUUUGGAGAUAAUUAUAUGUGUAGCAGUGAAAUUACUUCUAUUUCUGUAUCGUUAAAUGCUUUUCUGCUGCAGUGAACUAUGUGUGAUAUUGAUGUAUUGGUCCAGAUCAGUUGGGAGCUUGCUUAGUCAUUCCAUCUUCAUUCAUUCAGUUUAAUGAAGUGCGGAGGAACAUAUCGAUUAAACCAGUGACAUACCAAAAUACAUCUUUCGCUCAAUUAUUUAAGAAGUUUCGGUAUAUCAAGUUUAAGUGCAUCGUUAUCGCAAACCUGUAACUGUUUAGUUAUUCAUGCAAAGGGAUUAUCUGUAUUUAUUGAUUGUUGUUUAUUUCGGAAAGAUCAAUGGGUCGGGGAAGUAUUUUGGAAAUGAAUAGCGUAAAAAAUCAUUAUGAAGAUAGACAAGAAUUGUUUAGCGGAUUCAAUUCGGAAGAAAUUUAGCUGUCAGUUUGGAAUGAUGAGAAAAUUAGUUUUCAUAUUCUCGUAAAUUACUCUUGAGCAAACAGAGAAAAUAAUUGAAAAAAUGAGUCAUUGUUUAUUGAAAGAGAAGCGAUUCUAUUGUAGAGAAUGGGCGUUCAGCAAAGUUAACCACUGUCUGGAAAAUAGGCCGACAGCAAAAACAUGUGGGGCCCUCAUAAUGGGAGGGCCCGGAUGCGGCAAGACGGCUCUCUGCUGCGAACUUGUCUGGCCUACAAAUGCAGACGGCAAACAGAUUCUUUUAAACAGACGACUUUUGGCAUAUCACUUCUGCCAGGCACACGAUGUGGAAACAUUGUCAAUGACAGCCUUUAUAAGGAACUUAGUUAAACAAUUGAUUUGUUCAGAUUUGAUUGCUGGGUACUCGGAACUUGUGAAAGCCCCAGAUGUUCAAAAAUUGCUGAGUUCUAGCGAAUGUGACACAAGCUGUGAUGAGGUUUUCAAACGUGCAAUAGUUAAUCCUUUGUCUGCAAUCAAACCCCCAGAGAAAACGUUAUUCAUUUUGGUGGACUCUAUAGACGAGUCUUACCUACAUUCUGUUAACGAAAGAGAAGAGGGGAGCAAAACAAUCGCAGAAAUGAUCGCCAAACACCACACAUUAAUUCCAAACUGGUUACUUCUUGUCUGCUCGUCACGCAAACAGAAUAAAGCUAUAACUCGAAUGUUCACUGGAUUCCGAAAAAUAAGUCUUGAUGACCUUCGGAAGUCGCACGUGGUUCGAGAUGUGCAGCAGUAUAUUUUGAGUCGGCUUGACCGCGAGGAAGAAUUACGACAACAUUUGAGUCGUGAAACUGCUGAAAUGUUAAAUCAAUUACAUAUAAAAAGUAAUGGAUGUUUUCUGUACCUAGAAAAAGUAUUAGAUGGUGUGGCUGAAAAUUUUGUUAUGCUGCGCGAAAUUAGAGAAAUUCCGGGAACUCUGAAUGGUCUUUAUUUAUGGUUGUGCCAGAGGUUAUUCAUUAAAAAACAGUUCUCCAAAGUGAAAGCUAUCCUUGAAGUGAUAUUAGCGACAAGAAAACCACUAACUAAUUUAGAACUGUAUGGCUGUGCUCAAAUUAAAAACACAUUGCUCUCCAAAGAGGAAUUCGAAAAACACAUGAAAUUACUUUCCAAAAUUUUAAUUACAAGUGCAGACGGCUGUAGAAUAUUAUUUCACCACAGUUUCGCUGAAUGGUUAUUAGACGUUAAACAUUGCACACAGAAAUAUCUGUGUAAUGCAUCAGAAGGCCAUGGUAUGUUGUGUCUUUACGCCACAUUACAUGCGUCACGGCUUACGCCAGCUGAAGUUCAGGAUUUUGCAUCGCACCUUGUGAGAAGCAGCUUUCAUUCAACAAUAGAUCAUAACCACUUAGUUCAGUGGUUGCUAAUUUCUGGAGCAGAUGUGGAAAAAUGUCUGAAUGCUGGAAUACCAAAGGAACAGAAAGUGUUGAAAUUAUUGUUGGAUGCUGGGGCUGAAAUGCCAUGCGAGGAGGAAAGUGAUGCUGCCAGCAUGAAAGAGAGCCUUACGAUUGAGUCCCAGAUAGAAUCUCCGAAACUUAGUGAUAGAGAUAUAGACGAGCGAAUCGAUCAUGUUGAUGCAAAUGGACGUACACUGUUACACACCUCUUCGUACCAGGGUAACUUACAUUUAGUGCAAUUAUUGUUGUUGAAAGGUGCAAACAUAGAGACAUUAGAUAAAUCUCGACAGACACCAUUAAAUCUAGCGGGAAAACAGGGCUUUGCUGAGGUUGUUUCUGCCUUGGUUGAAGUUGGUGCUAAUGUUGACAAUGCUGAUGAAGACGGGUGGACGGCCCUUAGAUCAGCAGCUUGGGGUGGACACACAGAGGUGGUAUCUGUUUUAUUGUCUGCAGGUGCCUCGGUGGACAACGCUGACAUUGAUCAAAGAACAGCGCUCCGUGCUGCAGCAUGGGGCGGCCAUGAGGAAAUCGUGGUAAAACUGUUAGAAAGUGGUGCUGAUGUAAACAAGGCUGAUAAUGAAGGCAGAACUGCACUUAUCGCAGCAGCGUACAUGGGUCACACAGAAAUUGUGGAACACUUACUGGAUUAUAAUGCAAACAUUGACCAUGAGGACUGUGAUGGUAGAACUGCUCUGUCUGUCGCUGCUUUGUGUAUUCCAGCAAGCAAAGGACAUGAAAAUGUUGUUAGUUUGCUUUUAGAGCGCGGGGCGGAGGUUAACCAUCAAGACAAAGAUGGAAUGACCCCUCUUCUUGUCGCUGCCUAUGAAGGACACCAGGAAGUGUGUGAAAUGCUGCUUGAAUGGGAUGCAGACGUUGAUCAUAGUGAUAAAAACGGCAGAACUCCGUUGCUUGCGGCUGCCUCUAUGGGACACGAGAAAAUUGUCACGCAGCUUUUGUUCUGGGGUUCAGCAGUUGAUACGAUAGAUUCUGAGGGUAGAACUGUUCUCAGUAUUGCGUCUGCUCAGGGGAAUUUGGCAAUAGUUCAGCAGCUUUUGGAUAGAGGCCUUGACGAGAUGCACCGAGACAAUUCUGGCAUGACACCACUGCAUAUGGCAGCUUACGAGGGCCACAAAGAGGUAAUUAGUGUGCUUGAUUGACUGCUUACUUUCUAA
Mercenaria mercenaria is the source of this 4273-nucleotide messenger RNA. Its product is annotated as ankyrin repeat domain-containing protein 50-like. The record is from RefSeq and is a predicted model, not a curated record. Bases 1754 to 4258 code for a protein of 834 amino acids. The transcript has 2 exons. Gene Ontology annotation, molecular function: protein binding. Lineage: Eukaryota; Metazoa; Mollusca; Bivalvia; Venerida; Veneridae.